Messenger RNA from Beta vulgaris subsp. vulgaris (sugar beet), 927 nucleotides. RefSeq lists its product as uncharacterized. Gene Ontology annotation, molecular function: cysteine-type peptidase activity. The transcript has 7 exons. Gene Ontology annotation, biological process: proteolysis. The record is from RefSeq and is a predicted model, not a curated record. NCBI's taxonomy places the organism in Eukaryota, Viridiplantae, Streptophyta, Magnoliopsida, Caryophyllales, Amaranthaceae. The coding region runs from base 208 to 894 and encodes 228 amino acids.
GAUGAGGGGGGUUAGGGGGAUAAGGUAAUUGAGUAUGAGGAUGAGGAUGAGGGUGGUCGAAGUCGCAAGCAACGAAAGACUAAGUGGUCGAUUAAAAGAAUUGAAGGUUAUAAGGAGACAUGGCGGCCAUGCCAAUACAAGCAAUACAAGAAAAAGCUAGGGAGGUUUGUAAGGGAUAAUUAUCGGAGUGCGCUGAAGACAACAGAUAUGAUUAAGUGUGACGAGAACUACGCGUCUUUACAAAGUUGUGCUUCUGUCGCACGUCCUAGGGGGUGGGUUGACGAUAAUUAUGUUAGGUUGGCAGCAAUUUUAUACACGAAAGUGUGGGAGAAACGUUUUCCAGGGAGGAGUAGGAGGUUUAUGAUUGACCCGACAUUUGCGAUACGAGUACUCCAGGAUGGUAUAAGAGAUGUAGAGAAACUUGUAUCGUCUUAUGCGAAGCAAAUGGUUGGAACUUCUUGGAAAAGGAUAGUACACGUAUUUGUUCCGGUUCUUGAGAAUAAGCAUUGGUGGUGCACGGCUUACUCUCCAAAUAGGGGAGAAGUGUUGGUGAUGGAUUCAUUGGAGCCAAAGAAGGCACCAGAUUGCCAUCAUCUCAGCCUCACAACAUUGGGGUAUGCUAUGGAUACGUUAUUUAGUGCUUUGGAUCCAUCUUGGAGAGUAGGGCGCAUACAUACUUGGCCGACUGUGAGCUUGGACAUGAACAUCCAAAAUGACACACAUAGUUGUGGUGUCCAUAUGCUCAUUGCGAUUAAAGCUUGUGCGGAUCGUUUUGUGGAGAGAGUUGUUGUGGAUAAUAUGUCGAAGGAACGGGAGCGGCUGCUAUGUGAAGACGUUAUGUCAACGGAGAACGAAGCAAGAAGUAGUGUUAUUGAUCUAUUAAGUACAUUGUGAGUUGGUGUUUGAAAUUUAAUUGUAAAUGGCCAU